AACUACCCUUUGGAGGCCUUUCCUUCCCUCUUCCCUGGUGGGUUUCAGCCACAAUUGCCCAUCUCUGGAAAUGCAAGGCUCAGGAUCGGGACUAGACCCCCAAGUUUAUACUCUAACCUGGCCCGUGCUGUAAAGGCAUAGACUUCGGGGUCCUGGGAAGUUUGUGCAAGGUCUUGGACACUCUUUGAUUUACAGCAGGAUUAGUGUUGGCUGGGGUCUCCCGACUUCUCUCUGCCUCCCUCCCUCUCUGCUGAGUAUUCAAUGGGCACAGAGCCCAUUUACAGAUCCAGAUCAGGGCAAAGCUGAGAAACAGGCCAAGGGGUGUCCGGGAGCUUCUCAGCCUAGUUUGUGAUACUACCUCUCCCUGGCUCCUUUGAAAAGUCCCGAGGGAAGGGAAUUGGGGAAGGCAGAGUCAGAGGGGUAGCCACUCUUGGGUUCCACUUCUCCCUGUUUGUCUGUCUCUUUCUCUGCAGGAGCUGGGUCCCUUAUCUUUCUUCCUGCCUGUCCUUUUCCUGGUUCCUGUUUCCUCCUUUCUUUGCCUUUGCUGCUUCUACCCUCAUCCCCUGGAGGCCCGGGUCUGCUGGACCCAUCCAUCCCCUUUGGGACUAUGGGAUCACUGCUUGGGCUCCUGGCACUGCUGCUAUGGGGCGCUGUGGCUGAGGGCCCCGCCAAGAAGGUGCUGACCCUGGAGGGGGACCUGGUCCUGGGUGGGCUGUUCCCGGUACACCAGAAGGGUGGCCCAGCAGAGGAGUGUGGGCCUGUCAAUGAGCAUCGAGGCAUCCAGCGCCUGGAGGCCAUGCUUUUUGCACUGGACCGCAUCAACCGUGACCCACGCCUGCUGCCAGGUGUGCGCCUGGGCGCACACAUUCUCGACAGCUGCUCCAAGGACACACAUGCCCUGGAGCAGGCGCUCGACUUCGUGCGUGCCUCGCUUAGCCGUGGCGCCGAUGGCUCACGCCACAUCUGCCCCGACGGCUCUUAUGCCACCCACGGCGAUGCUCCCACCGCCAUCACUGGUGUCAUUGGCGGCUCCUACAGCGAUGUCUCCAUCCAGGUGGCCAACCUCCUGCGGCUCUUCCAGAUCCCACAGAUCAGCUAUGCCUCCACCAGUGCCAAGCUGAGCGACAAGUCCCGCUAUGACUACUUUGCCCGCACAGUGCCCCCUGACUUCUUCCAAGCCAAGGCCAUGGCUGAGAUCCUCCGCUUCUUCAACUGGACCUAUGUGUCCACUGUGGCAUCCGAGGGUGACUAUGGCGAGACAGGCAUCGAAGCCUUUGAGCUAGAGGCCCGCGCCCGCAACAUCUGCGUGGCCACCUCGGAGAAGGUGGGCCGUGCCAUGAGCCGCGCAGCAUUUGAGGGGGUGGUGCGAGCUCUGCUGCAGAAGCCCAGUGCCCGUGUGGCUGUCCUGUUCACCCGUUCUGAGGAUGCACGCGAGCUCCUCGCGGCCACCCAGCGCCUCAACGCCAGCUUCACCUGGGUGGCCAGCGAUGGCUGGGGGGCCCUGGAGAGCGUGGUGGCAGGCAGCGAGGGGGCUGCUGAGGGCGCCAUCACUAUCGAGCUGGCCUCCUAUCCCAUCAGCGACUUCGCCUCCUACUUCCGGAGCCUGGACCCCUGGAACAAUAGCCGGAACCCCUGGUUCCGCGAGUUCUGGGAGCAGAGGUUCCGCUGUAGCUUCCGUCGGCGAGAUUGCGCAGCCCACUCGCUGCGGGCCGUGCCUUUUGAGCAAGAGUCCAAGAUCAUGUUUGUGGUCAAUGCGGUGUAUGCCAUGGCCCAUGCGCUGCACAACAUGCACCGAGCCCUCUGCCCCAACACCACCCAACUCUGCGACGCAAUGCGGCCUGUCAAUGGGCGCCGGCUCUACAAGGACUUCGUGCUCAAUGUCAAGUUUGAUGCCCCCUUCCGCCCGGCUGACACACAGAGUGAGGUUCGCUUUGACCGCUUUGGUGAUGGCAUUGGGCGCUACAACAUCUUCACCUAUCUGCGGGCGGGCAGUGGGCGCUAUCGCUACCAGAAGGUGGGCUACUGGGCAGAAGGCCUGACCCUGGACACCAGCCUCAUCCCGUGGGCCUCGCCCUCGGCCGGCCCCCUGCCCGCCUCUCGCUGCAGUGAGCCCUGUCUCCAGAACGAGGUGAAGAGCGUGCAGCCAGGGGAGGUCUGCUGCUGGCUCUGCAUCCCCUGCCAGCCCUACGAGUACCGGCUGGAUGAGUUCACUUGCGCUGACUGUGGCCUGGGCUACUGGCCCAACGCCAGCCUGACUGGCUGCUUUGAGCUGCCCCAGGAGUACAUCCGCUGGGGCGAUGCCUGGGCCGUGGGACCUGUCACCAUCGCCUGCCUGGGUGCCCUGGCCACCCUCUUUGUGCUGGGUGUCUUUGUGCGGCACAAUGCCACUCCGGUGGUCAAGGCCUCGGGCCGAGAGCUCUGCUACAUCCUGCUGGGCGGUGUCUUCCUCUGCUACUGCAUGACCUUCAUCUUUAUUGCCAAGCCAUCCACGGUGGUGUGCACCUUACGGCGCCUCGGUUUGGGCACCGCCUUCUCUGUCUGCUACUCAGCCCUGCUCACCAAGACCAACCGCAUUGCGCGCAUCUUCGGCGGGGCCCGGGAGGGAGCCCAGCGACCACGCUUCAUCAGUCCUGCCUCGCAGGUGGCCAUCUGCCUGGCUCUUAUCUCAGGCCAGCUGCUCAUUGUGGUCGCCUGGCUGGUGGUGGAGGCACCGGGCACGGGCAAGGAGACAGUCCCGGAGCGGCGGGAGGUGGUGACAUUGCGCUGCAACCAUCGAGAUGCGAGCAUGCUGGGCUCACUGGCCUACAACGUGCUCCUCAUUGCACUCUGCACGCUCUAUGCCUUUAAGACCCGCAAGUGCCCCGAGAAUUUCAACGAGGCCAAAUUCAUAGGCUUUACCAUGUACACCACUUGCAUCAUCUGGCUGGCCUUCCUGCCCAUCUUCUACGUCACCUCCAGUGAUUACCGGGUACAGACCACCACCAUGUGCGUGUCAGUCAGCCUCAGCGGCUCUGUGGUGCUCGGCUGUCUCUUUGCGCCCAAGCUGCACAUCAUCCUUUUCCAGCCACAGAAGAACGUGGUUAGCCACCGUGCGCCCACCAGCCGCUUCAGCAGCGCCGCCACCAGGGCCAGCUCCAGCCUUGGCCAAGGGUCUGGCUCCCAGUUUGUCCCCACCGUUUGCAACGGCCGUGAGGUGGUAGAUUCAACAACAUCGUCGCUUUGAGGACCCCACAUUCCUGCCCCGACUCAGCUGCUCCCUGGGACCUGGGGCAGACCCGCAUCCAGGCCAGGAGGAAGUCAGCUGGAGCACUGCAAUAAUGCCAACCCUACACCCACCCCCAAAGCCACCUACCCACUGACUCCAGCCCUUCAGAGUCAGAAGUCAGGGUCCUUGGCCCAGGCGCCUCUGCAAUAACCACCAACUGCCCUUGCAGCGUGUCCCCUCCUUGCUAAGCCCAGGACUCGGAAGGGAGCAAGCCAGGGUCUACUCCGCCCUGGAACGGGAAGGCAGAGGACUGCCGGCUCCAAUCCCCAAUCAGCAAAGGUGCUUCCAGCCCCACCCCUCCCUCCUUCUAGGGCCUUUUUAAUUUUUUACAUAAGUUAUUCCGGGAUGGGGAGGGGGGUUCUUGUGGGGGCUAUCCCUCCCCCUGCAUAGUAGUUUGUCCUGUGGUUUAUUUUGUA
Molecule: messenger RNA, 3681 nt
Organism: Zalophus californianus (California sea lion)
Lineage: Eukaryota; Metazoa; Chordata; Mammalia; Carnivora; Otariidae
Gene: GRM2
Product: glutamate metabotropic receptor 2
Exons: 5
Coding region: 608-3223 (871 amino acids)
Biological process (GO): regulation of synaptic transmission, glutamatergic; G protein-coupled glutamate receptor signaling pathway
Cellular component (GO): membrane
Molecular function (GO): group II metabotropic glutamate receptor activity
Source: RefSeq, a predicted model, not a curated record